CCGCCUUUUUCCCUUGCCGUUUCCCCCCGGCUUAGGAACCCUCGAAAAGACGCCUCACCAUCCCCUUUGUGUCCUUGCUAACUAACUCCCCAUUAAAUCCUUCUUCCUCCCGCUGGCCGCCCGCCCGCCCCCCAGUUGCUUCAUAAGCUAGCUAGCUAGCUGGUCAUCAGCCUGCUGGCUGUACGCACCCAACGCCGCACACGCGCACGCACGCAAACCGGCCGGCGGGAGCACCACCAACCAGCGCAGGAAUCCCAGCUCUCUCUAUUAGGUGCUCGCCGCCCGCGUCCAAUUCAAGAAGGAAGCAAGGGAGGAGAGAGAUCGCCGUCGUCGAGCUCGGCAAAUUAUUAGUCUUCGCGGUGGUUGUGUGUCCUCCAAUCCGUCCAUCGUCGACAUAUGCAGGGCGGCGGCGGUGGUGAUCAAGGAGGAGGGAUGGACAUGGCCGUGGGGUUUGGCGGCGGCGCCGAGUGCUCGUCGUCUUCGGCGACGGCGGCGGCGGCGGCUGCAGCGGCAGCGGCGGCCGCGGCGGCGGAGGCGGAGGAGCGGCAGCUGCUCAAGGGGGAGAUCGCGGUGCACCCGCUGUGCGAGCAGCUGGUGGCGGCGCACGUCGGGUGCCUCCGCGUGGCGACACCCAUCGACCACCUCCCCCUCAUCGACGCGCAGCUGGCGCAGUCGAGCGGCCUCCUCCACUCCUACGCCGCCCACCACCGACCCUUCCUCUCCCCGCACGACAAGCACGACCUCGACUCCUUCCUCGCGCAGUACCUGAUGCUGCUUUGCUCGUUCCGCGAGCAGCUGCAGCAGCACGUCCGGGUGCACGCCGUGGAGGCCGUCAUGGCGUGCCGCGAGAUCGAGCAGUCCCUGCAGGACCUCACCGGCGCGACGCUGGAGGAAGGGUCAGGGGCGACCAUGUCGGAGGACGAGGACGAGCCGCCGAUGCUGGAGGGGCCCCUGGACAUGGGCUCGGACGGGCACGACGUGAUGGGCUUCGGCCCGCUCCUCCCCACCGACUCGGAGCGCUCCCUCAUGGAGAGGGUCAGGCAGGAGCUCAAGAUCGAGCUCAAGCAGGGUUUCAAGUCAAGAAUAGAGGAUGUGAGGGAAGAGAUCCUCAGGAAAAGGAGGGCCGGGAAGCUGCCUGGGGACACCACCAGCAUCCUCAAGCAAUGGUGGCAGCAGCACUCCAAGUGGCCAUACCCCACGGAAGACGAUAAGGCGAAGCUUGUUGAAGAGACUGGCCUGCAGCUGAAACAAAUCAACAACUGGUUCAUCAACCAGAGGAAGAGGAAUUGGCACAACAACUCCCAGACGUCAACCCUCAAAUCAAAGCGUAAAAGGUGAUAGAUAUAUAUGGAGAGCUGCACAAUGUAUACCUGACACACAUAUACCAACAAGCUAAUCAAACGGUGCUGGACCAUGCAUGGUGACUCACAAAAAAAUAAGAGGAUCGAUCGAUUCAACUGUAUAUCUAUCUAGUCAUUAGUCAGAGGUGACAGCUUCAUGACACACAUACACACUAGUCUGACCACUGGCAUAUUUGUUUGCUGUGAUUUUUAUUUGAAGCAUACUAUUCUUGUUAUUGUAUAGCCAUAGUUUGCCUUUGUCCCCAGUGUACGUACAUAAUCUGAGGACUAAUUCAUUCCCUGUGCAAAUACCAUCAUAAGCUGGCAGAAGAAAAAAAAAGAUAUUGCAUUCAUGUUUGUACUUA
Messenger RNA from Setaria italica (foxtail millet), 1705 nucleotides. Its product is annotated as homeobox protein knotted-1-like 3. The record is from RefSeq and is a predicted model, not a curated record. Gene Ontology annotation, molecular function: DNA binding. The transcript is spliced from 6 exons. Gene Ontology annotation, cellular component: nucleus. Bases 397 to 1338 code for a protein of 313 amino acids. Gene Ontology annotation, biological process: regulation of DNA-templated transcription. NCBI's taxonomy places the organism in Eukaryota, Viridiplantae, Streptophyta, Magnoliopsida, Poales, Poaceae.